Molecule: messenger RNA, 1534 nt
Organism: Rhopilema esculentum
Lineage: Eukaryota; Metazoa; Cnidaria; Scyphozoa; Rhizostomeae; Rhizostomatidae
Product: protein NDRG3
Source: RefSeq, a predicted model, not a curated record
CUGUUUCACCCGAUUUCUUCCACGCUGAUCGAGUAGAAGAGAACGCGAGUUGAUGCAGGAAGCAACCAGAGUGGGAAAACAGGAGAAACUAGCCUGAAGACAACAAGCAAAAGUCAAAUUUUAUCAUUAUGGCUGACACUGAUAAAAGCCAAUUGAUUGGCAGCCGUGAAGAGCGCGAUGCUGUUGGAGAACGAGCGACUGAGUUGUGUCCAUUGAAAAUCGAUCUUUCAGGACCUGGAUUUCAAAACCUUACGGAAGAAAGCGUCCCUACCUCACAUGGAAAAGUUCAUGUUGCAAUUCAGGGAGAUCGUAUUCAUAAAUCUACCAUCAUAACACUUCACGAUAUAGGCCUUGAUUACAUAACCUGCUUUCAGUCAUUUUUCUGCUUCCACCAAGUUCAGCCUUUGCUCAAGCACUUUUGUGUCUUUCAUGUAAAUUUCCCAGGUCAAGAAGAGGACGCAGCCCCUUUCGACGAAAACUAUGUUUACCCUACCAUGGAUCAAAUGGCAGACGUGAUUAAAGACAUAAUCGAUUACUAUAAAAUCAACUGCUGCGUAUGCCUUGGUGUUGGUGCUGGUGCAAAUGUGUUUUUGAGGUUUGGUAUGAAGUAUCCCGACCCAGUCGAAGGCAUCGUCCUGGUUAACGGGACUUGCAACGCCUCGACAUGGACAGAAUGGGGAUACCAGAAGUUGUCAUCCCAUUACUUGAAAGGAAAGGGCAUGACCAAAUUUACAGAAGAUUACUUGCUUUGGCACUAUUUUGGAAAAACAGAUGAGACACAGCAUUCCGAUUUGAUGACAGUGGUCAGAGACCAUCUUCAUCGCAUAAAGAACACCAGAAAUUUGGCAUUGCUCAUUGAUUCAUUUGUGAAACGAAACAGUAUCAAUAUACAUCGACAGACAGGAUCCCAAGCAAAGGCAGUUCACCCAAAUGCUCUUUUGCUUUGUGGCAGUCAUUCUCCCUUUCUUGACGAAACUGUAGAUCUCAACUCAAGGCUAGACCCAAGAAUUUCCACUUGGAUGAAAAUCUCAGAUGCAACUGGCAUGGUCUUAGAUGAGAAGCCAACUGUUGUUGUCAAUGCACUUAUUUUGUUUUUGCAAGGACUUGGUCAUGGUGCAAAUUUGAGGCCUCCAUCUUUGUCUAUUGGAAGUGAACCAGAUACUGAUGUCUCAAGCACUCUAUCAUAAGAGGCAUUGCUGAGACAGUGUCAACAGAAGUCAACUCAGGAGGAAGACAGUGAAUAAUGCACUUUCACUAUGAGAUUGCACAAGAGACAAUUAAUCAAUAAAUUAUUUGCUGCUCCAAUGUACAUAUGAUUGGAUAUUUAAUUAUGAAUAUUUAACACUUGCACAACAAAAUAGAUUUUAGCUGUUGCUGAAAUAAUUUGAUAAAAAACUAUGCUGUCAACCAAAAAUGUUAAGGCUAUUAUUGUAUGUUGCUGUUUAAGUUGCUGAACACUUUAGGUAUUUAUUUUCAAAACACGUAAAUACUGUCAGAAUAUGAGUGAUGUGUUUUUUGGAUGGUGUGCUGAUAA